UGCUGGCAGGCAGCGCAGGUUGACCGCGAAGAUUCGCGAUCGGUUUCGCUCAGCUCGUCUCGUCGUCCGUCAAUCAGUCGAGCUGAGGCGUUGAUAAACACAAGUCGCGUUUUAUUUCUGGCGUAUACGAACUAGUGGAGUGCACAGUGCUUGCUAAUAAGUUGAAGACAUUUUGUGGUGCUGAAGCAAGUUGAACGCUGUUUUAAGGAUCUGGAUAGUGUUGCCAUUUGGGGGUGAUUAGCAGCCUUGCACAGCUGUUUGAGCGCUAUCGAUUGGCCCGCGAGGGCACGUGUUCGGGCGUUCGAUAUUUUUGAAAGUGUGCGACAGUCCAAGCCGGAAUUGUGGGUUUUGAAUUUUGGAAAGCUGCACAGGCGUUCGCGCGAUUUGGCGAGUGACUAUUUGAAUUCGCGCAGUUUCGAAUCGUUUCGAAUUUGAUUAGCAAAUAAAAAAAGUAGAGACUCGGAUGACUUGUGGGACAAAGGAAAAAAACCCGAGCAAGAGUGUUUGUGAGUUGAAUAAAUAAGGCCGCCCGAGGAAACGUUUGAAGAGCUGAAUGAGCUGAUGUGUGCCAAUUCAUGCCACGACUGAUAACCAACGGUCAGCUUAUCUUAUCAGCCCGCGGCAGAAGGCAGAAGUGAACGUGAAGGAGUGCAAAAGCUCAAUUGCCAGCCCAGUGAGGAGUGAUUAAUUUGUUUUUGUUUUGAAAGUUCGCACAAGUACUGCUCGUUGUGCCACUAAACAGAAUCGUAAAAUGUUACAACUGUUUCGAGACGAAAAUCUUUAAAAAUAGAACAUGAAGUAAAUGCGGAAAUAGAGUGACCCCUUGCGAAAAGUGGAAACCCGUGAAAAAAUAUAUCAAGUGAAUGAACAUAUACAUAUACUGAGGUGGGGUACAUAACCCAACCGAGAACAUAAAGAAGCAAAACAAGAACCACGACGAACAGAUCGAGAAGAAUACUAAGUGGCAAGUCAAACCAGCCCCAACGGAUAGCCGCUGGCUGCCGCCACACAAGCGUGCUCAUUUGUAUUGGAGGACGUGUUUUGGGGACCAGAAGUAGCUCCGUUGAUAAUCAAUUUUUGAAAUCAUAAAACGAUCAUUGCUGCAGUUCCCGUUAUAUAAACCUGGAUAUGAGCGGUAUCGGAAACGCUCAAGGCACUAAUGUUGGCUUCUCCACCAUUCCGGAGUUUUACGAUCAAUCCAGCGUGAGCAGCACCAGCACCAUCAAGCUAGAGUCCGUUUCUCCCAGUCCGUCCUCGAGCAACACAUCCAUGAUGGACGCACUGAGCAACAAUCCGAUCUUGACCACGGCUUCCGUUCCCAUUCCUUCGCGCCAUGCAAACCAACGGAUGAUUACCGAUCCGACCGAUUACUUCAUCGAAAUCGACCAAUCUCAAUCGCCACACAUGCUGCAGGACAUCAGUUUCAUAACCACGUCCACCAAUUCCAACUUGAGCGCUUCGACGCCGGUGGACACGAUUUUCACACUGCAGAAUAUUUCAGACGCUGGUCUCGUCGGUGAAGGAAUCCAAAUCGGCACGAUCAACAUCAACGGGUUCGGAAACACAGAGAUAUGGAAUACGGAUUCGUUCGGACAGAUCAUCUCACCCUCGUCAACGGUUUCUUCCGCCACAAACGCACUCGGUCAGCAAGGACAGUUUCACAUGGAUGAAGACGAUAUCUACCAGCUCGAAAAGGACGAUCUCAUUGGUGACCCAACGCUAAGUGACAUUUUUGCCCACGAUCUGCUACAUGAGGACCUGAUGCUACUAAAUCCUCCUCUGAGUCAGCCAUCGCCGAACCUCAGCGCCGACAGUGGCAGUGGCAGUGCAAUCCACCUUUCACCUAGCCUACCCCAGCAAAUUCUUCGUUCCAAUCCAAAUUCCAAUGCAAACAACAACAUGAUAAUGACGAUUGGAACCAACAUGCAACAUGUGAAUGACCUACACGUUCCAAAUAUGGGCGAACUCUACGAUGAACAAACUCGAAUUUCAACUUCUCCCUAUGCUACCAACACCAAUAUCAGUUCGCCUGCAACUUUCUCUCCGGGUAGCCACAGUUCCAGCCCCUCGCUGGGAUACUCUCAAGCGCAAACCCCUCCACUCCAGAACAGGCUACACCAACAGCUCCAGAUGAAUGCCAUGAAUAACAACAAUCGUUUGCUAAAAUUGGAAUCCACCGACAAGACCAAAAACCAAAAUGUGACCAACAACAACUUCAGCAGGAAUCCGGGAAACGUCGGCCAAGUCCAGUACAAUCCGAAGUAUUCCACGCUGCAACAGCUGCUGAUGAGCAACACCGCGGACCGAAGCGGCAUGCUGCUCGGACAAUCGGUGCCGGGAAACUCAUCGUCCGUACUGAUGAGUGGUGCUUCGCUUAGCCCGGGAGGUUUCAGCGGACGGAGGAUGCUACACCAUAUGCACGGCCAGGCCGGCUCUAGUCAUUCGGGUAUCGGUGGGGCGGGCAGCGGUGGUGGCACGAGCGGUGGCACCAUGUCACGGCUGUCCUCUUCGGCACCGACCCACAUGGGAAUGGACGUCCUGAUGUGGCAACGUCGGGAACCCCGUCCGCAUCUGCUGUCCACGGGAAGCCUGGCGGAGGCUGGCUCCACUUCGUCGCUCAGCACCGGAAGCGUGCUCAGCCCGGAGGCACCGGAUUUUUCGCACGACGAGGGCUAUUCCGACGAUAGCGACCAUUACGAAGACUUUUCUAGCGGAGACGAGGGAUCCGAUCUAGAGGACAUGGGACAGGCAUCUGGCAGCGGUCCAAGCAGCUCCAAGGCUAAGCGAUACUUCUGGCAGUACAACGUGCAAGCAAAGGGCCCCAAGGGCCAGCGGUUGGUCAUCAAGACGCACACGGAGGAUCCGCACUUCCUGAACGAGGUCACCGAUCCGGUCUUCAGCCCCAACUGCUCUGUACGCGGCAUAAAGAACCUUCGUUUACAGCACAGUGGCAAGGCACGCAAAGGUGACGGCAACGAUCUGACACCGAAUCCGAAAAAGCUGCACAGCAUCGGCAAGGAGCUGGACAAGCUCGGACGGGUGAUCAACGACAUGACGCCGGUCAGCGAGCUGCCGUUCAACGCACGGCCGAAAACCAGGAAGGAGAAGAACAAACUGGCAUCGAGGGCUUGUCGCUUGAAGAAGAAGGCACAGCACGAAGCCAACAAGAUCAAACUGUACGGACUGGAAACGGAACAUAAGCGAUUGCUGAGUGGCAUCAAGCAGAUGAAGCAUAUACUAGUGACCAAAUGCAGCCAGGUACCGUCCGAACCAGUGGAGGAUCAGAAAAAAAAGAUGGACACAUUAGUCAGCGCUGCGACAAAACUGAAAAUUGCCGGAAACUCAACGGAAUUCGUCAACAAAAUACUGGAGGUCAUCAAAGCUGGAAACAGCGUCAAUAUCGACAAAGUGCUGGAAGAAUUCUAAAUUCGCCUUAGAGGGUAUUGAUUGACGACGACGACGGGAGACGCGAUGAAACGAUUUGAAUGAUGAGACUGUAAGAUAAUACUAGACGUUAAGGCAACAGAUCAUUUACAGAACUUGUAAUCACUAGCGUAGAGAGCGAGAGCAUCGCAGAAGACCAUUUGCCCCUUAUUUAUGGAUAAUAUUGGAUACUUCCUUCUUUUUGUACGACGCAAUGAGGAGCACAACGCGGCCAUAGUAGCGGAUACGCUUCUCCUCGGAGAAGCGUUGACGUGGCCAAUAUCAGGGAAUGAGUACAUUAUUUUCUAUCGAGAGCCAACAACGUGUCCCUACGAGUCAGUGUAACUGGCUGAUCGAUUGAGGUGAUAUCUGGUAGCGGUUCAACCGGGUGAUAAAUUCAGAAAACUGUGGUAGAAUCGAGCUCAGGAUUGCUCUGCACGUUCGAGUAAAGAUGAAAAGACAGGCAAACAGUGCUCCUUACGUUUUGUUGAGAUUAAAUGCUCGAAAAUAUUGCAAACUAUAACGUUGUGUAACAAUGUAUAACCUACUGUAUUGAACGGAUGAUGCAUCGCUGAGGUGUGGACCUCUAAGUUUCCAAAUAGGAAUGACGAUUGAUAAACUGCUGAUGGUAACAUAUGUACCUUUUAUAUUCAUAUUAUGAAGUAUGACUAAGUAUCAAGUUUGUAUAAUUAUAACAAUAAGAUGAUUUAUUUUAACCAAGCCCGAGUGAUAAGUUUAAGCACAGUUGGUUCGAGUGUUACAGAGUUGGCGAAAAUUACUACUAUUGAUAUUCACAUUUAUUUGGUCAACUUGUUGAAAAAAAAAAUAUCCAACGCAAUCAAAGUUCUGAACAUAUACCGUAGAUAAGUAGUUUUUAAAAUUUCAUUUACUUCAAAAAAGUGAAAAUGAUGCGUUUUGUUCUGUAAAUUACAGAGAGCUAAUAUUAAAGUUGUAACGAUUAUUGCUUAAACACGGAGUGCGACGGAAGGGCGAAGGACAGUUUUCACUUUUUUGGAAAUGCGUUUUUGGCUAGGAGGAAGUUGUUUCGUUUGCAGUGAUAUCUCUCGGUUUCAUGGUUUUGCUAUACCAUUCAAAGGAGACGCAGAAAUUUUCCGCAUAUUCGACACGGGUCUAUGCCGUUUGGCAUAAUGCCAUUUGGUAUACAUAUAGUUGGUUGGCAUAAUGUCCAUUCGAAAUAACAGUCUUUUUUGUGAACAUUAUUAUUUUUACAACAGUGCUUGAAACGUCUUAAAAUGCUUAAAUUUUCAAAUGACUUCAUGCCUAACGGGGUAGACCCAUUUGGCACAAACAAUACACAACAUACCUUUCAACAGUUCCACCUUGCAUUUAAUGAUAUCAUGUGCUGCUGAAACACUUUGCUCACUUCCAAAAGCUGUAAACAUUUUUAUAAACAGUCAUUUUGUUCAUGUUUCCACCUCUAUUUUUUUUUCUUUAUAAACAACAUCUGUGAUUAUCUUUGUUAGUGGGUGUCUUUUUGUUUUCCCGUUUAUAGAAGUAGGGUUAGUUUCGUAAAAUGUUUGCAUAUUGUUAAGACUAGGCUUACUAAAUUCAAAACCACUUGGCUCUAUUUUUGAAACCAAUACCGACGAAGAUGAAUGAUGUAGAAGGUUCCUCAAAGUUAUCCGAUCCGAAUCGCUUCACUUUCGACUAUCGAAUCGUUAAUCAUUACAGUUUAUGCUACGAUUUUGUGUUUCGCUCACUGAGCUAGCCUCGUAUUGCUAUGGACCCGCAUUUCACUCUGUAUUUUGAUCCAUUAUUAAAUAUCUAUUAUCCUCCACACUAUUUUCCCCUCUAAGUAAAGCCAAACGAGAUAGCAGCGGUGAAACAAACAUGGCGCAUGGACUGAAUGAAACAGAGAACAUUAAAUAUUUUUACGAAAACCAUAUUGUAGGUACCUGUAUGCCGAAAACGAGUAACAAAACAGAUUGUUAGUGAUCUGUCACUAGAGUUAGUGUACACUGGAAAUAGGAAUCUGGUCGAAAAUACUACCUCAUAACAAUUGACAAAGUAAUGAUAGCACGGUAGAGACAUGGUACCAAAAGUAAUGUAAAACUCACUUUAAAAGUACACAAAAACACACGAGAAACAUAUAAACAAUAGUUUUGAUCAGGCUGGACAAAAGUGGAUUCGUUCCGGUGAACAGAUUACGAGUAAAUGUAGAUGCCAUAAUGAUUGUGACGUUAUAAACGCACCAAAAACAAGACUUGAACACUAUCUUGAACCGGUUCCCGCGUGCGUGGAACGUUAUUUUCCAAAACUACAAAUUUCUAGCAGCAGGUUUAACCUCUGUGCGUAUCUAUAUGGACCCCUAACAGCACACACAAACACUUAUAAUCAGUAAUAUGUCCCUAAACAACCUGUACAAGCUGCGGCACCUUAACAAACUGUCGCUCAAUCGACAAAUAUUUCCGAUCAAACAAAUAACUGAAAACCACUAUGGUCACCUUUUUCCGAAACGAAAGCUUAUAUAUUUCAUACAAGAAACGAAAUCUGUAAUAGCUGUGCUUAUGUUAUUUAAGAUCCAACAAAUAUUUGAAAUAAACAGUCGAAAACCUGAA
This is a messenger RNA of Aedes albopictus (Asian tiger mosquito), 6002 nucleotides long. RefSeq lists its product as uncharacterized. The transcript is spliced from 6 exons. The record is from RefSeq and is a predicted model, not a curated record. NCBI's taxonomy places the organism in Eukaryota, Metazoa, Arthropoda, Insecta, Diptera, Culicidae. Gene Ontology annotation, cellular component: nucleus. Gene Ontology annotation, biological process: regulation of transcription by RNA polymerase II; response to unfolded protein. The coding region runs from base 1129 to 3426 and encodes 765 amino acids. Gene Ontology annotation, molecular function: DNA-binding transcription factor activity, RNA polymerase II-specific; RNA polymerase II transcription regulatory region sequence-specific DNA binding.